AUGUUUAGAAGCAUCAGACUCCGUGGUAUAUUGUAAGUUUAUUGAUUUUUAAAUUUUAUUGGUACUGGUCAGGGCCGGGCGCGAGGGGGGGUACUCCCCCCCAGAAAAAAAAAUGGUCCCUCCCCCCGCUGUGGAUUUUUGGAAAAAAAAUUUCGCAAAAAAUCGGCACAGCUACCUGUGCCGAUUUUUUGGUCCCCUGCCCCCAGACCAAAAGUCUCCGCCCGGCCCUGGUACUUUGAUAGGUACUGUUUUAAAAAGAUUUGUUUUGCUUGUAACACCACCAGUACCAUUUUAAAGCUAUAUUAACCUAAUUUUCAGCUCAACCAAACCUAUCAACAAGUUCCCUGAAGUGAAUACAGAGCCAAGUAGAUGGAGUUACGUGCACGGUGCUUCUGAUCGACCAUUGAUUCACAAAACGGUCACUCAAGUACUACAAGGUACUGUGGAGACCGUGCCGAACAAAGACGCUUUUGUACUGCCGCAUAAAGAGUACCACAAAACUUAUUUGGAGCUUUGGGAUGAGGUAAGUAUUUUAUAUUGUAGUAGGGAGUCUGUACAAAUUUGAUCAAUAUCUCACUAUGUUUUACAGUCACGUCGCUUCGCUCGUGGACUACUCUACCUCGGCUUGCGACCAGGUGAUCGUAUUGCCAUUUGGUCUCCAAACUGCUACGAAUGGAUUCUGACACAAUAUGCAGCAGCUCGAGCUGGCCUGAUUCUUGUCAGCAUCAAUUCGGCCUACAAAAGCACCGAAUUGAUACACGUUUUGGAAAAAGUUGGAGCCAAAGCAUUGGUAUCGCCUUACAAACAUCGACAAGCUCAUUUCUAUAAGUAAGCUGCAUUUCUUCACAAACGUUUUAUAAAACAUUUGGAAGCUCAAUAAAAAUAAGAUGAAACAAAUUAUAAGUUGUUUUGAUUUUGUGGAAAAAAAUGCCAGCUUAAAUUUAGGAUGAUAGCCGAGAUUGUGCCGCAAAUCGAAGAAUACCCGGAGGGCAUUGGCCAUGUUCAUCACAAUAAACUGCCAGCUUUGAAGCACUUGAUAACAUUUGAUUACAAUUGUCAAACACCAACUUACAAGUGAGAGUUGUUAACAUAGUGUUUUUUGUACUAGAGUGCUUCUGGCUCCGGAGCUAACUACGGAGUCAGCUCCGACUCAAACUGGUCCUUAAUUUUUAAAGUGCCCGGGGCGGAGCCGGAGCUGAAAUUUUCAAAAGGGGGAGCUCUAGGAUGUGUUCAUGUUGUUUAUGAUUUAUUCUAGAUUGAUGACAUUGUCAUACAUACUUUGAAAAAGUUUUAAAGUUUGCUUGAGAAGUGAGAUACUGAUAAGUCAAUAAACCCUAUCAUUUUUAGAGGCGCAUGGAACUUUUGGCAAUUAGUUGAUGCCGGAGGUCAAAUGGAAACGGAUUUGUUAGAGAAGAUUGAAAAAGAACUCUCACCGGAUGAUGUUUUGACCAUCAUGUUUACAAGUGUAAGUUGGGUCAAUGGGAAUGUUAAUUUAUGGCAACAACUAAUGUGAUUUGAUUUUAAGUUUUGGUCCUAUUGUCACACUGGGAAAGAGUUUAAAAGACUAUGUAAAUAUAUUAUAGGGCAAGACUGGAAGACCAAAAGCGGCUGCUCUGACCCAUCACAAUGUCCUGAACAACGCCAUAUCUGUUGGUCGUCGUAUGGGUUUGGACAAAGAAGUAUGAAUUCUUUUUAGCUUGAACUGACAUGCUUAUUACAGUAAUUACUAUGUGUUAACACAAUUUAUGUAAUGGUUAGUAUUAGAGUUCCCAAAGGCUCCAGGGCAGACCCGGAGCUGGAGCCGGAAAUUUUUAAGCAUAGAUAUCAAUUUUAGUAUGAAACAAUAGUUUUGACAAUUUAUUGCUACUUUGUUUUCAGAGACACAACAUUUGUGUGCCAGUACCUCUGCAUGGUGCUUUUGGUUCAGUGCUUGGAAGUCUGAACAGUGUUUUGCAUUACAGUACAUGUGUUUUACCGUGCAGUAGAUACAGCGCUUCUCAAGUUUUGGAUUCCAUUGCAAAGAGAAGGUAAGAAGACUUGUCACGUAGUUUUCUUUAUUUACUAUGAACGCUUUAAUGGUUUAAAAGCAGUUCUUAAAUAAUUUUAUAACUUUUCAAUUUUUUUAGAUGUACUGCACUGCUAGCCACACCCACGAUGUUCAUUGACCUUUUAAACGAGCCUAAAGUACGACAAUAUGACUUGGGUUCACUAAAGACGGGUAGGUAAACAUAACAUACUGUAAAAAUUAUUUUUUCUAUAUUACACUUGUUUGACACAAAAACAAAACAUAUAUUUUAGCCAUUGUAUCCGGCGCCAAAUGUCAGCCUCGAUUGUGCAAAGAAAUUGUGAAUGCUCUUGGCCUAGAAGCUCUUCAUAAGUUAUAUGGAACAACAGAAGUAUCACCGGCUGCUUUUAUGACCAUUCCGAAAGAUGAGUACCAUACCGUGGGUAAUGUGCUGGAUCACAUUGAAGCUCAAAUUGUAGAUGGAGAAGGUCGAAAAGUGUUGAGAGAAGAGGUUGGAGAGCUGUGUAUUCGAGGAUACUCGGUUAUGAGAGGAUAUUGGCAUGAAGAAGAUCCGGAAAAGAACAGAGGAGUUGAGGCUAAUGGAUGGUACAGAACUGGGUGGGUUUUUGGUGCUAUAAUUUGAGUUUGUGGUGCUAAAAGUCUACUAUGUUAUGGAAGGUAGUGGAAUUAUAAAAGCUUUUAUAUUUUGAAAAGCCUAUUUUCAUCAAUAAGUGGCUCAUUAAUUCCAAUGUUACCGAAAUUUUGAAAAUUUCAGUGACAUGGCCAAGAUGAAUCAAAAUGGUACUAUUAUCAUGGAAGGAAGAGUCAAAAAUGUCAUUAAUCGUGGUGGCGAAGCCAUCUACGCCAGGGAGUUAGAACAAUUCCUAUUCACUCACCCGGCCGUCGCUGAUGCUCAGGUAAUCAAUUAGUUUUACUGAUCUAUUAUGUCUUGUAGAAAGAUCAAUUCAUUUCACUGUAGUUUUAUUUCUGUUUCAGGUCAUUGGUGUAUCAGACAGCAGAUUGGGCGAAGAGAUUUGCGCAUGGAUUCAAUUAAAACAAGGAGCUGAGAACACAACGGCCGAAGCCCUGAUUAAGUACUGUAAAAGGGAGGUAAGUUGUCUUUAGCAACAAGUUUUGUACCAUAGGUCGAUUCUUAUUUUAUGAAUUUGUUAUAUAAAAUUGCAACUAGUAAAGGUGAUGCAGAAACUACGGCAACGAAUUGGGAUAAGCUUAAAAAAGCUUGAUGAUAAGUUUUAUUUUCCAGCUAGCCCAUUUCAAAGUUCCACGCUACAUGAUUCUCGUGAAGGAGUUUGAGUUCCCAAAGCUGAGUUCGGGCAAAAUCGACAAGGACAAGAUGCGCUCAAUGUCGGAAAAGACGUUGGGCAUUAAUUAA
This is a messenger RNA of Bursaphelenchus okinawaensis, 3398 nucleotides long. Lineage: Eukaryota; Metazoa; Nematoda; Chromadorea; Rhabditida; Aphelenchoididae. The record is from the annotation of a GenBank genome assembly.